Pseudophryne corroboree (corroboree frog) is the source of this 3977-nucleotide messenger RNA. It is a transcript of the gene FKBP7, whose product is annotated as FKBP prolyl isomerase 7. Gene Ontology annotation, molecular function: peptidyl-prolyl cis-trans isomerase activity; calcium ion binding. The coding region runs from base 232 to 888 and encodes 218 amino acids. Lineage: Eukaryota; Metazoa; Chordata; Amphibia; Anura; Myobatrachidae. The transcript has 4 exons. The record is from RefSeq and is a predicted model, not a curated record.
ACAAGGAAUACAUUGGAUGAGAGGCUGAGCUACAUUAUUCGGAGGGCCAAUCAAAUGGCAUUUUACAUAUUACAGUGAUUCAAGCUGAGCCAGCUUUCAGACUUGCAACUUUAGACAGAACUAUUUGGGAGUGUGUAUUUUUUCUGCAGAGUGCCACGUGUAUAGUAACAGUAGAGAAAAGAUCAAGGGUCUGACUGUCUUCUGUUUCUGGCAGAGAAAGAGAAGGUAACAAUGCCUUCCUACCCCAAGUUUCUAUUCUUACUGCAGGCCUUUAGCCUCCUCACUCUUCAUGUUCAGUGUGAAAGCGCAGAAGGCGAAGGAGACAAAGUUAAAAUAGAAGUAUUACACGUCCCCAGUGUCUGCACGCAGAAGAGCAAAAGAGGCGAUCUGGUAAAUGCACAUUACGAUGGGUACCUAGCCAAGGAUCUCUCCAAAUUUUAUUGCAGUCGAUCGGAAAGCAAUGGUCAUCCCAAGUGGUUUGUUCUCGGUGUUGGACAAGUGAUCAAGGGGCUGGAUGUAGCACUAAUGGACAUGUGCCCUGGAGAGAAACGGAAAGUGGUCAUUCCUCCUUCGUUGGCCUAUGGGGAUAAAGGCUAUGACAAAAUUCCACCCAACGCAACCUUAAUCUUUGAUAUUGAGCUGUAUGGAAUCAGUAGAGGACCACGCAGCAUUGAAGCAUUUCAGCAAAUAGAUUUGGACAAUGACAAACAACUCUCCAAAGAAGAGAUAAGCCAUUAUUUAACAGAAGAGUUUCGGAAAGAUGGGAAACAGCGAGAAUCCUCAGUGCACGGUUUGGUUUUAACAGAUAUAUUUCAGAAGAAUGACCACAACAAAGAUGGCUUCAUAUCCAAAAAUGAAUACAACGUCUUUAGGCAUGAUGAAUUAUAACAAACAAUUUACCUAUUUGUUCGUAGUGAUGCCACAAAUUUAAUUUUUUUUCUUUUUGGCGUUAUCUUGGAGCACAGUCACACAAAUGUUAUCUGAUCAAAGCCUGAAUAAGGACGUUUUCACAUUAUCAUAUGAUAUGAUAUGAUCCAAUAUCAACCACAUUAUACUGACCUUCUGGUACAAUGAGACGUCUCGAAUUUCCACAAAAAAUGACUGACCCUAUUAUAAUGUAACUUACAUUACUAUGAAUCUGUUAAGUAUUUGCACUGUGCAAUAAAAUAAGGUUUACAUCAGGCCUGGCCAACCGGUGGCUCUCCAGCUGUUGCGAAACUACACAUAACAAUGAAUUGCCACAGUUUGCCAUUAGGGAAUGCUAAAACUGUGGCAGAGCAUGCUGGGAUGUGUAGUUUCACAGCAGCUGGAGAGCCACAGGUUGGCCAGGCCAGGUUUACAUAAACUAAUUCGCAGACACAUCAAAUGAUUGGUUGCAAAUGGAGAUUAUUUUAGUAGCUGUUGAUAAUUGUUAUGCACAUGCCUAGAAGUGGUAGCGGUGGCUUAACAUCUACGUGUGGCUUGUUUCCCUCUUCUACUGUCUCUCAGAGGUGAACGUUCCUUAAGCAAACCAUCUACUGUCCUCAUACAUCUAGCCUCAAUAAGCCACGCACUGCAAGAUGCCUUUCGUGAGUCAGCCAGCAGGUUCCGGGCAGUUCUUCUAACAUCAGGCUUAGUUUUUUGCAGAAAAAUGCUCAUUAAAAUGAUAAUCGACAUGCCUAUAUUCUGUGUGCGACUGCGGCUUUAUCUGCAUAUGAAAUGUUACGCUACAGUGAUUUCCAGGAAAACACUGUAUCGUAGCAUUUCAUAUGCAGAUACAGCCACUCACUUUUUUGAGGUGCAGAGCAAAUCAAUAUAGAUGUCAAACUGCCUGCGAGUUAAUAUAAUUUAUUGGAAAUCUGUAUUACCCUAUAUUCUGGGAUAUGUCAAACUGCAUAUCAGGUUGAAAAUGUUGGUGGGUUUACCUUGAAGCUUGCUUGCAAAGUGCAGGCUGGAUUAAGGGCCUCAUGGGCCUGGGACUUUAAAAUAUUAUUAAGGGCCCACUGUGAGAAGAGGAGAGGGUAUGUCCAGUGCUGUGUGGGUGUGGCCAGUGCCAUGUGGGCAUAUACAAACCCUACCAUAUCAGCCAGGGUGAUCUCUGUGUAUGGGCUUAAUGGGCCCACAAUCCUAGGGGCCUGGGCAACUUUGGCCGGUAACACCACCCCCUCCCCCUUAUCUUGCAGUCGCGAGUGGUAAUACCUGACCCCCCAGCUUGCAGCCGUGGGCAAUAACUCCCAAUCCCCACCCCCUUAGCUUACAGCCACGACAGGUGAAAGAUAGACAUCAACCUUACCUUGCAGCUGCAGGCCCAACCACCUAUCAUGUAGCAACCGCCUUGGCAGUUCCCAUGGCCUUUGAGAACUCUCCAGCUGGUUGAUGUGAUUUUUUUCUUCCACCUCCCGACAGCCAAAGCCUGCAGGUAAGAUAGUGCUUGCUUGGGGUGUUGAAUGGUAUGCCGGCAGCCGGGAUCCCGACUGCUGGCAUACCGACAGCGGGGCAAGAGCAAAUAAGCCCCUUGCGAGCUCGCUGCGCUCGCCACGCUGUGGACCCCCAAGAAGGAGAAUAGUUGUCGGUAUGCCGGGUGUCAGAAUCCCAACAGCCGGCAUGCUGAAUAUCACCCCUUGCUUGUCCUGCUUUCACUAAAGUUAUAAAAACUGCAUGCAUUUAUUGUUAAACAGAACCCUAAAGCAUCACAGUUGAGGCACGGGGAGGAUAUAAAGGUGUAAUUUUGACUGUUUACAUUUUUGUUCCUGUGAAUGGGUGGGUAGGGGCCCCAGUACCCACACUGCUGUUAAGGCGGUCCUGCUAUCAGAUCCAAUGGGGGAUAUUCAAUUGUUUGAAAAGUCAGUUAGAUGUCUGUUUUUUCCUAUCUAAUAGACAGGUAAAAACAGACAAACAGACACCCAACCGACUUUUCAAACAAUUGAAUCCCCCCCCCCCCCCCUCUCCAAUGUCUCCCAUAGGGGCAGAUGUACUAAGCCUGGAGAAGUGAUAAACCUGUGAUAAGCACAAGGUGAUAACGCAUCAGCCAAUCAUUACGGUUUGAAAAAUGACAGUUAGGAGCUGACUGGCUGGUGUGUUAUCACCUUGCACUUAUCACUUCUUUAUCCCUUCUCCAGGCUUAAUACAUCUGCCCCUACAUGAGUUAAAAUAGAAAAACUGCAGCAUUUUGAAAGGAAAAUAGAAAUAUUUUUUUAGACUUAUGGGCAAUCAUUUGGGUGGCUGGCCAUCAUCGUGCUAUCAUGAUGAUGGGUCUAGCUGUAGUCCCAGCAUGCCCAUUCUUAAUCUGUCCCUGCCAAAAAUGUCUCAUUUAGGGGGUGCUUCAGACCUGAUCGUAGAUGUGCAAAAUUUUGCACAUCUACGAUCAGCUUCCCUGACACGGGGAAGGGGGGGGACGGGGACGCCCAGCACAGGGCUAGUCCACCCAGCAUGUCAGACCCGACACCCCUGCACAAGUACAAAAGCAUCGCACAGCGGCGAUGCUUUUGUACUAGAAGAGUAGCUCCCAGCCAGCGCAGCUCCUGCGCGCUGGCAGGGAGCUACUAAUUGCUGCCCGGCUCGCAUCGGCUGCAUGUGACGUCACGCAGCCGCUGUGCCCCCCCCCACUCAACAAUCCGGCCACACCUGCGUUGCCUGGAUCACGCCCCCUAAAUGGCGGCCAAACGCCGUCGGCUGGCCCCUUCCCGCCCAGCGACCGCCUCUGCCUGUCAGUCAGGCAGAGGCGAUCGCAGGGCUAAGACAGCCGUCAGCGCCGGUGCAUGCACACUUCAGACCUGAUCGCUGCUGUACGAACACGCACAGCAGCGAUCAGGUCUGAAGUAGCCCCUUGGAUAGGUUAAGGGGACACGUACUUGAUCCUUAUUUGCUCAGUUAUAGGUUCUCAACUGCGGUAACACUAAAAUAGUAAUCAUUACAAAACAAAUGUCAUUUCAGAAUUGUUUGAUGUCCUGGUUUGAGAGAAACAAAGGAAACGGAAUAAAAUAAUCGUUAAGAACAUG